UAAAUAAAAGAAAGGGGUAAACUAAUAAGAAACAUCUCGAGAAGAAAUACGGGUAAACUAAUAAAGACCGGAGACGUAUUACGUAAGGAGUAUAAAAAAGAGAAAAAAAAAUAAAAAUAACGAGCAAUUCGUAUUCAACUAAAAAAAAACACUUUAUAAGCAUGGCCGAUGAUGUUUAGUAUAAUUCCAAAAAACACAGUUUGUUCUAUUCCAUCCACCUUUCAUCUCCUUCCCUCUCUUUGACAUUCCCGACGGCCAAACAUCGCCAUUAACUGAGGCACAUACAAGAAACCCCCCGCCAUGGCAGCAAACAUUUAAGUACCUUAAAACAACCCCGCAUUUAAUUAACUCUUCAAAGUUCAAAAUCCACAUUCCCCAACAAAUUCAAACUUUAAAAUUUCUGCACUUCUCCUCAUUGCAGCAUACUCUUACUCAAAGUCCUACUACUGCGGCCAUUGACAACAAUCAUUCUUUCCCUGCAUUUCUCUCUCUCUCAUAAUUUAUGUGUGUGGGUUUUACAGCUCAUCAGCUCAACAUUCAACUUACUACAACAAACCCCCCCUCCCCUAAAAAAAACACUCCCCAAACAAAACAAAAACACCCAUUUUUUCCCCUUCAAACUACAUACAUACCUUAUUUCUUUCUCUCUCUCUCUCCUUCUAUGAGACUUCCCUUUCGAUCAAUACUCUGCAAUCAUUGCUGCAAUAUUAAUAAAACACCCACAACAACAACAACAACAACCGCAACCGUACAAAUGAACUACUUUUAUUCUUCCUUUACAACAACCGGUAACCGUCACCACCACCGGCGGCGUUCGAUGAUGAGAGAGAAAGUAUUAGUAAUAAUGGGCCCCACUGGUUCAGGAAAGUCCCGUCUUUCCGUUGAUAUCGCAAGCCGUUUUCCCGCCGAAAUCAUCAACUCCGACAAAAUCCAACUUUACAAAGGCCUCGACAUUACCACCAACAAAAUACCCCAAGAACAACGCCUCGGCGUCCCCCACCACCUUCUCGGCUGCGUCGACUCAUCGACUCAAUCCGAGUUAACCCCGCCUCAUUACCGCCUCCUCGCCUCAUCCCUCAUCUCCUCCAUUCGGUCCCGCAACAAGCUCCCAUUGCUCGUCGGCGGGUCCAACUCCUUAAUCCACGCCCUCCUAUCGGGCUCGGGCCCGGGCCUGAACCUGAGGUACAGGUGUUGCUUCCUUUGGAUCGACGUGUCGCCUCCAGUGCUAAACGCGUACCUGUUGAAGCGAGUCGACGAGAUGCUUGACUCGGGUAUGUUGGAUGAGUUGGCGAAGUUUUAUAACUCGGGUGAGGUGAAUAAAAUUGAGCGUGACACUGGGUUGAGAAAGGCGAUUGGGGUACCAGAAUUUGAAACGUAUUUUACAAUGGGGGGAGAUGAUCAGGUGUUAUAUGAGAAAUCGGUGAGGAUGAUCAAGGAGAAUACGUGUCAACUAGCGAAGAUACAGAUGGAAAAGAUCCAACGGUUAAAAGAUGGUGGGUGGGGUCUACAUAGAUUAGAUGGAACGGAAUCAUUUAGAGCGGUAUUGGAAGGAUCAAAGAGUUGGUCAAAUAUUUGGGAGACGCAAGUAGUGGAACCGAGCAUGAAGAUUGUGAAGCGCUUCUUGGAGGAGUAGGUUUUACAGCUUUUUCCAGCUCCUCUUUUUCUGUUUUCUCUCUCUCUCUUUUUUUAACCCACAUUUUUUCAUCUUCUUUUUUUGCUCAAUAUUUACUUAAUUGGGUAAAUAUCGAGUUCUUUUCCUUUCUGAUUUUCAAAAUUUUGGGAUUGGGUUUUCUUUAAUUUAAUUUUUAUAACUAUGACAAAAAAAAGGAAAAAUAGAAAAACGAGGAAAUUUUGGCAAUCUAUGAACUUCCUCUGUCUGUAAUCUACCACAUUUUGGGGGUAAAAUGAAGAAAUUACUAGAGAAGUCAAAAAUUAAUUUGGGGUUGAGAGGAAAUAUUUUUUUUUUUGUUAUAAACUUAAUUAUGUCAUGAAUAUUGAAACCCACUAUGUAGAUGACGACUUAAACCUUUGUAUUUUUGCAUUUACCUUCUUUUGCGUUCAGGCGAAUUUGUACAUUGUGAGAGGGUUUACUAACAUCAUCUAGUAUUCUAGUGAUACAUUAUUCUUCUUAUCUUGUUUUGAUAUUAUUGGAUAAGCAUAGCAUAUUAUAUACUACUAUAUGAAAGUGCAUUGGUUUUCCUCUUG
This is a messenger RNA of Beta vulgaris subsp. vulgaris (sugar beet), 2205 nucleotides long. RefSeq names its product adenylate isopentenyltransferase. The transcript has a single exon. Gene Ontology annotation, molecular function: tRNA dimethylallyltransferase activity; AMP dimethylallyltransferase activity. Bases 503 to 1633 code for a protein of 376 amino acids. The record is from RefSeq and is a predicted model, not a curated record. Gene Ontology annotation, biological process: tRNA modification; cytokinin biosynthetic process. Gene Ontology annotation, cellular component: mitochondrion. NCBI's taxonomy places the organism in Eukaryota, Viridiplantae, Streptophyta, Magnoliopsida, Caryophyllales, Amaranthaceae.